Myotis lucifugus (little brown bat) is the source of this 1048-nucleotide messenger RNA. RefSeq names its product taste receptor type 2 member 46-like. Gene Ontology annotation, cellular component: membrane. The coding region runs from base 1 to 915 and encodes 304 amino acids. The transcript has a single exon. The record is from RefSeq and is a predicted model, not a curated record. Gene Ontology annotation, biological process: G protein-coupled receptor signaling pathway; sensory perception of taste; detection of chemical stimulus involved in sensory perception of bitter taste. Lineage: Eukaryota; Metazoa; Chordata; Mammalia; Chiroptera; Vespertilionidae. Gene Ontology annotation, molecular function: G protein-coupled receptor activity; bitter taste receptor activity.
AUGGCUUUACUACCAGCCAUUCUUUCCAGCCUAUUCACAAUACAAUUUGUUCUAGGAUAUUUUGCCAAUGGCUUCAUAGCACUGGUGAACUGCAUUGACUGGGUCAAGAGACAAAAGAUCUCCUGCGCUGAUGGAAUUCUCACUGCUCUGGCUGUCUCCAGAAUUUGUUUGCUCUGUGUAUUAGUACUAAAUUGGUAUGCAACUGUACUUAAUCUAGCAUUUUAUAGUUUAGAUGUAAAACUGAUUGUUCAUAUUGUCUGGAUGACAAGCCACCAUUUUAGUCUGUGGCUUGCUACUAGCCUUAGCAUAUUUUAUUUGCUCAAGAUAGCCAAUUUCUCCAGCCUUUUAUUUCUUCACCUAAAAUGGAGAGCUGAAAGAGUGGUUAUCAUGAUACUGUUGGGGGCUUUGGUCUUCUUGGUUUUUCAUCUUGCAGUGGUAAGCACAGAUGAAAAAAUGCAGAUGAAUGAAGAUAAAGGAAACAUCACUUGGGAGACUAACUUGGGGGACAUUAUGCACCUUUCAAAUCAGACUUUAUUCAUGCUUGUAAACUUCAUACCCUUUACUAUGUCCCUGACAGCUGUUCUGCUGUUAACCUUUUCCAUGUGGAAACAUCUGAAGAACAUGCAGCUUAGUGGCAAAGGAACUGAAGAUCCCAGCACCGAGGUCCACAUAAGAGCCAUGCAAACUGUGAUCUCCUUUCUCUUGGUAUUUGUCUUUUUUUUCUUCACUCAAGUCAUCUCAGUUUGGAAUUCGAGUACUCAGCAGAACAAUUUAGUUCACAUGGUUUGCAAGGUUCUUGGAAUCCUGUAUCCGUCAAGCCACUCAUUUAUUCUGAUUUGGGGGAAUAAGAAGCUGAGACAGGCCUUUCUGUCAUUUCUGUGGCAGUUGAGGUGCUGGUUGAGGAAAGAGAAAUAAGUGGGGCACCUUGUGUCUUCUGGCAGAAAACAAACUGAUGGAGUCCAUAACAUUUGUACUUCCUACAUAUUUUUUAAUGUGUAUAGAAUUGGGUAAGUUACACCUAGAAAAACUUCUACUUAAGUUUGCCACA